GGUCCCGGUCCCGGUCCCGCCGCCCCGGCCCGGCCAUGCCGCUGCGGCUGGCGCUCUGCCUGCUCGCCCUCUGCAGCCCCCCCGCCGCCGCCGCCGCGCACGGUGGGAUCUGCUGGCUGCAGCAGGGGAAGGAGGCCAAGUGCACCAUGAUCCUGAAGACGGGAGUGACGUGGGAGGAAUGCUGUGCCAAUGGCAAUGUGGACGUCGCCUGGUCUAACUACACCUACCCAGGCAACAAGAUCAGCCUGCUGGGCUUCCUGGGGCUGGUGACCUGCCACCCCUGCAAAGGAGGCUGGGCAGGACGGAGCCUUCCCGGAUGCUGGCACCGCAUCCUCCUCACGCUCUGCUCCCUUCUGUCCCCAGAGAGCUGCGAGGGGGUGGUGUGCGGCCCCGACAAGGUCUGCAAGAUGAAGCACGGGCGUCCCCAGUGCGCCUGUGCCCCGGACUGCUCCAGCCUGCCCCGCAAGCUGCAGGUCUGCGGCUCCGACGGCUACACCUACCGCGACGAGUGCGACCUCCUGACAGCCAAGUGCAGGGACCACCCCGACCUCGAAGUCAUGUACCAGGGCAAAUGCAAAAAGUCCUGCUCCAGCGUGGUGUGCCCCGGCACCCACACCUGCGUGGUGGACCAGACAGGCAGCGCCCACUGCGUGAUGUGCCGGACGGCGCCUUGCCCCGAGCCCACCAGCCUGGACCAUGCCCUCUGCGGCAACAACAACAUCACCUACCCCUCAGCUUGCCACCUCCGGCGGGCCACUUGCCACCGCGGCCGCUCCAUUGGCGUGCGCCACUAUGGGAGCUGCUCGGCUGCGGCCAAAUUCUCCGCGGAGACGGACAACGUGGAAGAGAACUACGUGUGAAUCCUCCCUCGCCACGAGGCCGGACCCAGGAGACAGGGGCAUUAUGUGUAUAUUGUACAAACCAUAUACCUGAUAUUUAUUAAGAUAAAACCUUCCUUUAUUUA
Neopsephotus bourkii (Bourke's parrot) is the source of this 964-nucleotide messenger RNA. It is a transcript of the gene FSTL3, whose product is annotated as follistatin like 3. The transcript is spliced from 5 exons. The record is from RefSeq and is a predicted model, not a curated record. NCBI's taxonomy places the organism in Eukaryota, Metazoa, Chordata, Aves, Psittaciformes, Psittacidae. Bases 36 to 860 code for a protein of 274 amino acids. Gene Ontology annotation, biological process: regulation of BMP signaling pathway; negative regulation of activin receptor signaling pathway; multicellular organism development. Gene Ontology annotation, molecular function: activin binding; protein binding.